UUUUCGAAUAUCAAACUCUUGUGCUAAUCUUAUCAGCCACUCUAAUAUUAUAAUUAAUCCAUAUGUAUAUCGCGUCACAUUCACUAUAUAAAUUUACGACUGGAAUUACUGACGGGUGCCAGUGUUUUUCUGUAGUCGACACGAUGAAGCUCACAUUAACGCUAUUUGCCGUCUUGGCCAUCAUCGGCCUAGGCCAAACUCACCAAGUCCCGAAUUUUGGCAGUGGUCCUCUUCAUGAGGAUAUCCAAGACGUUCUGGAUUUGAUUCCGAUGGAAGAAGUCGCUGAAGUUUUCUUAAGUUACCUAGCAGAAGAUAAUGAAUUCAAGGAGUUCCUUCAGCGCCUUUCAUCCUCGAAUGUGCUCAAAGAUCUAAUGGUGGACGUCGAGGCCGUUCCCGAAGUGAUCAACCUUUUCAACUUCUUGCAGAAGGAAGGCAUCGAAAUUUAUACCAUAAUAAAUGCUAUUAACAAAGUCUUCGGUAUCAAAGAACUGAUACCUCCUGCUUCUUACACAUAUCCCUUGAAACCCAUAAAAAGGACUGGUGGAGUCCACGGAUUCUUCAAAGACAUCAAGAUACUCUUUAACUACGACGACUUCAUUCGAAUCUACGUGCAGAAGAUGCAAACCUCCAAAGCCUUCGUCCGUUUCAUAGGGCAGCUCAAGUCAAAUAAUUUCCAACAAAUCGUUAACAAGGUCUAUUCGGCGAAAUCCUUUCAGCUAAUUCUGAAUAGCCUCAAACAGUACGGAGUGAAAACGCAAAUCGUAGCAGACAUCAUAUACAUUGUUCUUGGUAUCACUGUACCGAAGCAUCCGCUGCCGUUCGCUUUUGAACGCUCGCUGAUCGAUGAGAUUGGAGACUUCACGAAGAUCAUGCCGGUGAAUAAGUUCGUCGAAAUAACGGUCAAAUACCUAACCAAUGAUCAAAAGGUACAGAACGCGUUUGCCUACGUAAUGAAUCCUGAGUUCCACACAUUGCUGCAUGACGUUGAGGUCCUUAAAGAACAUCAAGCAUUGAUAGUGCACCUGGAAAAGUCCGGUCUUCAUGUAAUAGACGUUAUCCAAGAGUUCCAUCGAAUUAUCGGUAUGGAUAAAUACGUGCCACCUAACAUAGAGAACAGGUUCGAGUCUCAGAUCGGAGUGCAAGAGGUCGGUGAGGGACUGCGAGCAAUGCUCGACGAACUCGUGGCUGUGGCGCCUAUAAAAGAAUUGCAUGCACUUUACGACGAAAAGAUGAAAACCGUUAACGCCUUCUCCGAUUUCGUCAAGAAAGUGACGUCUCCGAAAAUGAAGGAACUAGUCUUCAAUCUGUACAAUCAUGCAGCCUAUCGCAAAUUGACCGCUAAAUGCUUAGAGCAGGGACUGGAUCUUAAGGCAUUGUCGCAAUUUUACAAGAAACUUAUUCCGAUUCCUAUUGAAACACCGGUAUUCUAACUUGACACUCGCAACUCGUGAUUACACGUCGAUUUGACAAUAAAAACACAAAUGUCUCGAGUCUUAUUAAUAUUAUCAUCACUAAAUUAUAUCAAAACUACGAUUCUCUAUGAUGACAAUAAAUAAUUUCGCUACUUUAUAACAUA
Odontomachus brunneus is the source of this 1576-nucleotide messenger RNA. RefSeq lists its product as uncharacterized. Bases 63 to 1430 code for a protein of 455 amino acids. Lineage: Eukaryota; Metazoa; Arthropoda; Insecta; Hymenoptera; Formicidae. The transcript has 2 exons. The record is from RefSeq and is a predicted model, not a curated record.